Messenger RNA from Paramecium octaurelia, 1400 nucleotides. The record is from the annotation of a GenBank genome assembly. Lineage: Eukaryota; Ciliophora; Oligohymenophorea; Peniculida; Parameciidae.
AUGCAAAAAUAAACUUAGUUAACCAAAUUUUUCUCAAAGAAAACUAAGGAAUAGCAGCAAUCUCCUGUCAGAACCAAACUAGAUGAUUAUGUAUGGUUUUGUGCUAAUGUUGUAGUAGAUGUUUUUUUGUACUCCUCCAACAUAAGAAAUUUAAAGUAAAAUAGAAAAUCAAAAUGCAAAAAAGAAAUGCUCCAAUAACUUAGACACAUGGAUUAGGAAAUCCUCCUUGCAAUAAAAAAAGUGGUAAUUUAAUUUUAGUUAUUAAAAAAAGGCCAUUUUUACCAAAAAAUCUGAUGUAUUAGAUUUACAAAUUUUUGUAAUUGAGAGAAUGUGCCACUUGUUCCUAGGUCUGUAAGUUCUGGAUGAUUUGCUAUAAUGAUAUCUAUUUCUCGUACAGUUUCUUUAGGGAAUUCGAGACUUCAAGGUAAUUUUGACUAUUUUAAUUUUUUUGAGAUUUAACGAAAAGGAACUUGCCACCGUGUUGAAGAGAUCAAGUAAACAAUUGAAGCACAUAAAGAAAGUUGGAGAUAUAAUAAAAGGACAAAAAAUCAGUUCAUUUUUGGAGAAGACUGAACUCAGAACAAUGUUAUCUGACAAUUCGCAAUAACAAGGAUCCCUAUUGGAAUUAUUUAAAUUAGAACCAAAAAAACAAUAUACAUCAGUAUUUUUGACAGACAAAGAUUUGAAUAGCAUUUGCAAAGAGAGCUAGUAACAAUAUUGACAUUAACAAUUUUAGCAAAUCACUACAGUACAUACAAUUGAUUAGUUGUCAAUUUAUGACAGGCAAAGGCUUUGAGGUUAUUGGAAAAUGUUCUCAAUUAAGUUUGAUUAAUAUCUAAAGCAAUUGCAAUUUGAAGGAUUAAAAUGUUCAAGUCAUCUUAGAAUAAGUUUAGGAACUCAAGACUUUAAUGCUCUUAAAAUGCGAUGGGUUGACAAAUUAGAUUUUUGAAAUCAUCGGAAAUUACUGUAAGAAGUUAGAAAGGCUGGAUAUUGGAUGUAAUCCAUAAUUGGAUCUAAUCGAAGUAAAACAAAAUAUUAAUGUCCUUUUAGUGCAGUCCUUUAAAGAGGAUUGAGAGUUUGCAAUCACUUUCAAUCAAGGAGAAUGUUGUUAAUAAUGAAGCCUUAGAGAUGAUCACUACCAAUCUCUACAAAUUGCAUAGUCUCAAUCUGGAGGGGUGUUAUGAAAUCAAUGCGUAUUCCCUGAUGUAAAUCUAGAAGCUGAAUUUGCAGAGGGUCAAUUUGAAGAAAAUAUAAUUCAAAGAGGAAGGUAUUAUUUAACUUAUUAUUUAUUAGACAUCUAUAAUUUCGUUCUUACUGCAAAGAGCAUCAAGUUGCUGCUUGUGAAUAAUAAUUUAUUGAGUUCUAGAAUAGAAAAGAUCAUCCAUUCUAGACAAUGAUUA